CACGUGGUAUGACACAGUGACAGAAUUAGCAGCGCGCAAUAAACUCUCUGCCGCAGCGGCGGUUGGGCAGGUCCGAGCUGGCACCCAAGUUGCGCUCAUGGCGCUCAUCCGCGGGUGCGUGGAGCAGGCACCUCAGGGGCGCUUCCGGCAGAUCGCUGUGGCGGCGCAGAUUGUGUCACAUCACGCCGUGAGCAUGGCAGCAGCCAUGACAGCUGCAGCUGUGACUGUGAGCAGCUUCUGGGAGUGCCAGCAGGGAAGCAGCUCCUCUGAAGAGGCUGCGAUGGGGAAGAAAGCUGUCACAGAGUGUUUCUUGAUGCUGGAGAGUGCUUCCAAGAAGAGGAGAGCAUCGGACGAGAUGGACGAAGCGGGUGCGGUGCGCGUAACAAAACGCUUCAGGAGAUCUAGCUCGGUGCAUCUGAUGGAUGUCGCCUUGGGGCCGACGACGCCUCCUACCAAGGACCUAGCUCAAAUCCGGAGCAGGAGCGAAGCGCAUGUUCCAAGCAGCAGUGUUCGGCAGUCACAUUCCUGUGUGGCGCCAUCGAGAAAGCAGCUGGAAACGUCCACACUUGGCCUGGAUAAGCUGCCGUGGGAGCUGAAGCUUCGAGUCCUGCAACAUUUGCCGGUUAAGGACUUGUGCCAGAUGUCCCAGGUGAAUAAAAGCUACCACGCGCUGGCUACAUGCGACCUCCUCUGGGCCCUCCAAUGCUACCGCUCUAGUUUCUGUAGAGCAACCCUGGAAGAGUCCUGGAAAUGGAACUACAUGGCUGCAACGAUCGGCAUCGUGCAUGCCAAGUUGCUCGACGACUCCAACCCCUCCCACAUGCUACGGAUACAAGGCGAUGCUUACAUCAUCGACCCCAUGCACGCCUUCUUCACGUCGGACAUCCACCGCUGGCGCUGGACACAAGAGGUCCUCCCAAUCCUUGACGCCCUCCAGAACGCUGACGUCAUCGUGACGUACCGCGGCCUCCAGUGCGCCGUCAUCCAGACCCGCUUCGGCGAGGGUGCGUACCAGGUCACCCGCCGGCGGCGGCCGGUCGGGACCGUCUUCUCGUCGUCCGGUUUCAUGGCAGUCAUUCCGCGAGCGCUGAUGGAGCUGCUCCGGGAGGAGGACGGAACUCCGACCGGAACUGAUGCCGGAAUGGACACCGGAACCGGGACGGACGUCGGAACCAAGAUUGGAACGGGGAGCGGGACGAAGGGCGCGACAAAUCGAUGUGAGGCCGACGAGGGAACGGACGGCGCAUCUGGGAGCGGAACGGAAGCGGAAGCGGAAGCGGAAUGUCGGACGGCAGGAGUGCUGGUGCGGAACCUGGACGGAACGCUGUUCACGAGCCGGACGGGCGACUUUUUGGUGUCCGCGGUCCGGAGAGACCGGGGCACGGUUGAGGCGGCCGUGGGGCUGGACGUGCCGGUAGAUGUACUGGUAACCACGGGCGGCGACUGGUCGGUCGACGAGGACGAUGACGAAGAAGACGACGAGGAACUAGAUGAGGACGACGUGCGCUUCCUCGAGGACGCGAUGUGCGCCGAAAAGGCGCCCGCGCGCGCGCCCGCGGUCGCGGCCGCGUCCAAGAGCGACUCGAGCCGCAGCGAGAGCGGCUUAGGAUCAGAAGACGGGGCAACCAGCCAGGACUGUUCCUGCAUCUCGGCGUCGGACGCUCCAGCGGAAUCCGAGGAGUAA
This is a messenger RNA of Klebsormidium nitens, 1684 nucleotides long. Lineage: Eukaryota; Viridiplantae; Streptophyta; Klebsormidiophyceae; Klebsormidiales; Klebsormidiaceae. The record is from the annotation of a GenBank genome assembly.